Bacillus rossius redtenbacheri is the source of this 1864-nucleotide messenger RNA. RefSeq names its product proton-coupled folate transporter-like. The record is from RefSeq and is a predicted model, not a curated record. Gene Ontology annotation, biological process: transmembrane transport. Gene Ontology annotation, cellular component: membrane. The transcript is spliced from 6 exons. NCBI's taxonomy places the organism in Eukaryota, Metazoa, Arthropoda, Insecta, Phasmatodea, Bacillidae. Bases 304 to 1842 code for a protein of 512 amino acids. Gene Ontology annotation, molecular function: transmembrane transporter activity.
CUCUCACUCAAACACACACGUAACCGGCCGUGAAUCUCCGCACGGUCGCACGGAUGAGCACGUGGCACGUUAAACCACCGCAACAGCAAUAAGAGGAAGAGAGUGAAUUGUUGAGUAAAUACUGACUGGAAGAACGAAGCAGUUCCAGCUAAGUCAGCUAAGUCAUUUAGCAAGUCGGUGUGAUGAGCUCACGGUCGAGUGGAAAACAAGAAUAGCUGGACGCGCAGUAUUGUCCCGGGGAUUCCCAGGAAACACGGGCUGCCAGUCACACUGUGUGCGGGUGCCGUGCUAGUGCCAGACGCGAUGGGGACGGGCGUGGGUGAGACCAAGAGCACCGCGGACUGGAAGCUCAUGAGUGUGCGGGAGAAGUGCGCCUACCUGAAGAGCAACAUCACGGUGGAACCCAUCCUCGCGUGCUACGUGAUGCCGAGCGUGUUGGCCGGCCUGGCGACACAGAACCUCAACUUGGAGAAGGCGUGCCGGGUGAACCUGGGGUACGGGGAGCACGUGUGCUCGGAGCUGACCGCCCGCCACACGGCCAACUACUCCGAGGAAGAGACUCACGUGCAGCAGCUGGUGGCCUGGAUGUCCGUGUGGAAGAUGGCUCUGUCCAGCUCCUUCCCCAUGCUCCUGAUCCUGUUCUUCGGGUCGUGGAGCGACCGGCGUGCGCGCAGGAAGCCGUGCCUCAUGCUGCCCAUCCUGGGGGAGUUCCUCACCAGCGUGGGGCUCAUCGUCUGCACGUACUUCUUCUACGAGCUGCCCAUGGAGGUGGCGGGCGUGGUGGAGGCCUUGUUCCCCGCGCUCACGGGCGGCUGGACCACCAUGUUCGUGGGUGUGUUCAGCUACAUCGGCGACGUCACCACCGUCCACAUGCGCACGUUCCGCAUGGGCGUCGUGCACGUGUUCGUGUCGCUGGGCAUGCCCUUCGGGAUGGCGCUCAGCGGGAUCCUCUUCCGCCUGAUCGGCUUCUACGGCAUGUUCUCUCUCUCCUCCGUGCUGUACGUGCUGGGCUUCACGUACGGCAUGAUGCGAGUCCGCGAGCCAAAACCUCCGAUACCCAGGCCUCCGGACGUUGGCUUCCUCCAGGACUUCUUCAACAUCGAGCACGUCAAGGAAACCUUCGAGGUUGCAUUUAAGAAGAGACAUGGGAACAGAAGACAGAGAGUGUUGAUGAUCAUGAUUCUGUCCAUUGUUCUAGUAGGUCCUAUGUUUGGUGAGACAUCUGUAAAUUACCUCUUUACCCGGUAUCGUUUCAACUGGGAUGAGUUUGACUUCAGUAUGUAUUCAACAUACACCGUUGUUGUUCACUUAAUUGGUACCAUGAUUGCAAUGACAGUUUUCUGUAAAGUUCUCAAAAUGGACGAUGGACUAGUGGGCUUCAUUGGAUGCAUCAGCAAAAUUGCAGCGAGCUUUUUGUUUGCCUUCAGCUACGCCCCUUGGAUGCUAUAUGCAGGACAAGUGGUGGAAAUGCUGAGCGGAGCCGGAGUGAUAGCCAUGCGAGCAUCCGCUUCCAAAUUGGUGCCUGCGGAUGAACUCGGGAAGGUGAACUCGCUGUUCGGAGUGUGCGAGAUGACUGCACCUCUCAUCUACAGUCCAAUGUACAGUCUGGUGUACGCAUCCACGCUCAAGGUCAUGCCAGGGGCCGUCUACCUGCUGGGCGCAGCACUCGUCGUCCCUGCGGCACUUAUGUUCCUGGCCAUGUACUGGCUGACCAAGAGGGGGACAGAGGACAUGGAACUCGCAGUCACAGAGACCCCUGGACCGUCCAAGACCUCGGCGUGCAUCAAUGAGGCUUUCCAAGACGACCAUCAUAACGAUGUACAGAAAAACAAAAUUGGUUGAGAAAUGCAUUAAUUAUUGUUUA